AUGGCACGCUACCGACCCGAGAGUCGACCCGUUGACCAUGCUCGGAUAGAAGGUGUGGGAGCGUUCAACCUGUGUUUCUGGAUGAUCUUUGAAGAUGGAUUCUCUUCUCUCCUACGCUUUCCUGGUCCUGGUAGGGUGAUGUUUCCCGAGGAAAAGGUGCGAAAUGAGGUUGCGGUUAUAACCUUCCUGAAACAAAACACGAAGAUCCCUGUGCCCACCGUUAUUCACUAUGGCAUGGGCGAUGAGAGUCCUGCGGGACUAGGUCCGUUUAUUCUUAUGGAGUAUGAGAAACUCGAGUUUUUCUACGGUCAGGUAGCUGAUAUUCUACUGAAGCUCUCCAAGCCAUCUUUUGAGAAGAUAGGCUCGCUAGCCAGAGAUACAAAUGGCGACUGGAAGGACUGUCGCUCCAAGUACGUUGCCAGAAUGUUAUUCUACAAACUGGCAGAAGAGUCCUGUCUUCAAAAUCCUACUACGUUUGACUCUGGCCCAUUCAAGCUUUUUUGCGAUGACCUCCGCCCUACCAACAUUCUCCUCGAUGAUAACAUGAAAAUAGCCGCAGUGAUUGACUGGGAAUUCACAUACGCCGCCCCUUGGCCACGCGAAAUAUCAGAUUGGAUAAAAACCUAUCAGCCACGUCUCGAUACCUUUCUUCGGGUGCUCAAGUGCCAGGAAGAUAUUGCUAUCGCUGCCGGUAACUUGAUGGAGGAGCAGCGGCUUUCUGGAAAACUGCGGGAAAGUUGGGAUUGCGAUAAUUUCUGUGUCAACUAUGGCGUGCGCAAGAGCUGGGCCUUUGAUUCUGUGUGGCCAAUGAUGGAUGCAAAGUUCUUUGGUGGUGAUACAGCCCUAGACCAACGCGACUCACUGCUCUAUAGUGAGGAGAAAAUGGGGUUACUUGAUAACGCGGACAGGGAGGCAAUGGAGCCUUUUAUUUGGAAGAAGUUGGAAGAUAGCAAGGAGCGGGUUCUAGAUGGUUGGGAUGCGUAGUGAUUACUUGACCGAUUGUGUUGUUUAGC
Messenger RNA from Aspergillus glaucus CBS 516.65, 1013 nucleotides. RefSeq lists its product as uncharacterized. Lineage: Eukaryota; Fungi; Ascomycota; Eurotiomycetes; Eurotiales; Aspergillaceae. The transcript has 4 exons. The record is from RefSeq and is a predicted model, not a curated record. Bases 1 to 984 code for a protein of 327 amino acids.